Messenger RNA from Acanthosepion pharaonis, 486 nucleotides. The record is from the annotation of a GenBank genome assembly. NCBI's taxonomy places the organism in Eukaryota, Metazoa, Mollusca, Cephalopoda, Sepiida, Sepiidae.
AUGUGUUUGCAUUCAUUUGUGUUUUUCAAUGUGAAAAUAUCAUUUCCAACUAUUAUUUUCCCUUUUCCUUCUUCUCUAUUUAUUUCCCUCUCUUAUCCCGUUCUUCACCUUUUCUUUCUAAACCCUCUCUUUUUUAUUCCUGCUUUGAUCCCUCUCUCUGUUUUCUCUAUUUCUGCCCCCUCUACUCUUUAUGACAUAACAUUUCACACAUUUCUUCCUUUUCUUUCGACUCCUCUUUCUCUGGCUUUUCGUUUUUAUGACCUCUUUUCCUAUCCUCUUCUUCCUUCACUUCUCCAUUGUCCAUUCUCUUCCAUGUCGGCUUCGUUCUGGGAAUUGUCACCAGGAGUCUCAUUCUCUUCAUAUCUAUCUAUCUAUCUAUCUAUCUAUCUAUCUAUCUAUCUAUCUAUCUAUCUAUCCCUUUGGAUCUAUUGUUUUAUAUUCCACUGGCAUGCAGUGAAUUUUCAUGCUGAUUACUCUGUAAUGUAA